This is a messenger RNA of Eurytemora carolleeae, 2595 nucleotides long. Its product is annotated as galactoside 2-alpha-L-fucosyltransferase 1. The coding region runs from base 304 to 1464 and encodes 386 amino acids. Gene Ontology annotation, molecular function: galactoside 2-alpha-L-fucosyltransferase activity. NCBI's taxonomy places the organism in Eukaryota, Metazoa, Arthropoda, Copepoda, Calanoida, Temoridae. The record is from RefSeq and is a predicted model, not a curated record. The transcript has 17 exons. Gene Ontology annotation, biological process: carbohydrate metabolic process. Gene Ontology annotation, cellular component: membrane.
GGGAGGGGGCGGAUGGUACAACAUAUAUUUAUAGCCUAAUUUGUCAAGGCAAGUUCGUUUGCAUAAAAGUCUAUCUCAACUUACUUUUAUUCUGAUGAUGUGACCAAAAUAUGGACUAUUAUAGAUUUAUUUGAAAACCAAUAAGUCAUUCAAUUCAAUAGCCUUGGCAUUGAAAUAAUAAAAAAUCGUUUAACAAUCAAGAAGUUUCUAUUAAAGUGUUAUAAAUGAUAGUAUAUCAGCAAAAAGAAAUAGUUUUUCCUAUAAUCAAUACGGACUUGUUAAAUUGUUAAGCGUUAAUUUCAGAUGAAUAUGACGAGACAAAAUUUCUUCAUAUUUAUUCUUAUUUGCCUUCUAGUAUUUCAACACUUGUUUAUGCAUUUACAGUCUCCGGAUACUAUGGAAACCCAAAGUACGAUGCUCUAUGAUAAGUUUGAAUGCAAUAUUCAGCAAGGAAAUAAGUGUUUGUAUGGAGCUAAAUCUUUCUUUAGUCUCUGCUCUGGUCCGCCGGAACAAUUAAUUUGUAAAGAUCAAAUCAGUUCAGUAUUAUUUAGUGAUUGCAAUGGCAGAUUGGGAAAUGUUAUGAUGACCUAUGCUACCUUAUUGUUUUUCUCGAAGUAUGGCUUUAGUGCUCUAUUGAAUGAAUAUCAAGAAAAUGUUCUAAACAAUGCUUUUCAGUCAGAUGCUUUCAGCAUUAAGAAAGGAGAGAUUUUAAAAAAACCUCCAACCCACAACGUUUAUUCAAUCAAUGAGCAUGGUGAAUAUAUAUAUGAUGAAUUUCUGGAAAAUAUGGAGAGUAAACGUUAUAAUUUGCUUCUUGAUAUUGGUGUGUACCCAUUAAAUUUUGGACUCUUCUAUCAGAUUCGAGAUGAGUUGAAAAAACAUUUUCAGUUCCAUCCUGAAAUUAUGAAAUCUGCAAAAGAUGCUAUUAAUCAAUCAACUUGGGAGAUAAGGAAGAAUUACGACGACAAAGCUAUAGUGUAUGUUGGUGUUCAUGCCAGGAGAGGAGAUUAUUUAAAUCUUAAGAAACCAGAAUUUCAGGAUUUCAUGGCUGAUGAUGAUGUUUGGAGACAGUACUUUUCAUAUUGUUUUAGUCUUAUCAGGAAUCGUGUUGAUCAUUCGGGCAACAAAACUAUAUUCCUCAUGACAAGUGAAGACACUGAUUGGUUAAAAAAUAAUUUUGGAUCUGAACCAGAUGUAGCAUAUCCAGGAUAUUAUGGAGUAGAAGAUCUACCAGGGGAGAAAAUGCCUGCCAGAGAUUUGUAUUUGUUUACACAAUGUGACCACAUGAUCAGAUCUUAUGGAACAUUUGGUAUGUGGGGAGGAUUCUGGUCUACAGGAAUUGUUUUAUAUCCCUACACUGGCCGAUCUAUAGAGGAGGAGCACAUUUCUGCUCAUGUGAACAGUUCAAACUGGGAACCUAUAGACAUUAACAGAUUUAUAAAACCAAAACCAACUAUUAAAUAGAAAAUAUUCCCUUUUCAAUAUUCAUGUACGCUCCCUUUAAAGGGAGUACGGAAAGUAAAGAAAAAAUGUUGGUUUUGUUUUUGCUUCAUGACUGCCGUUACUUUUUAAUUGUUUGACAUUUUUUCUAAUGAUAUGCCUAGGGAUGAGUAGUAAGCAGUUUUGACUUUUUUGAAAAACGUUCGUUUCGUUUUGUUAAUGGAGAAAAAAAGCUAAAACAAUCCUUUUUGAAACUAUCGGUUUUAAAAGGGUUGAAACCAAGUUAUGAUAGUUUUUUAGAGGAAACAACGAAACUAUCAUUUUCAAAACAAUCGUUCCGGAAAACAAUGGUUUACAUAAAUGGAAAAACGAUCGUUUUUGGAAAAAAUGAUCCUUUGUUAAAUGAAAAUGAUAGUGAUGAAACCGAUCGUUUUGGUAUAAAAAUGACAAAAAAAUAUUAAAUGAAAAAUACAAUUUGAAUCUACAAACCUCGCUUCGAAUGAUGAAUUUUGAUAAAAUAAAAUUGAAACACAGACGAUUGUUUUUUCUUUAAAACUAUAUGUUUUGUCCUUUCGUGUUUCGUUUUCAAAGGCUUAAAACUAACACAUCCUUAGUUUUAACAAUUUGCUUUAUUCUUAAAACUAAUAAACUAAAAACUAUCGUUUUCCGAUCGUUUUUGAACACAAUGCCCAUCCCUAGGUAUGUCCCCCUUUUUUAAAAAAAAGGGGGGGCGCUGAAUAUUUACUUUCUAAUUUUAAGACUGAUCUUGACUGGAUAUGAUGAAAAAGGCCUAAAUCGAGCCAAUCAGUUUAUCAGAUAUUUAAUUCCCAAUUUCCAUUUUGCUAUUGUGCAAAAUGACAAAAUAUUAAAUAAUCUACAUCCAUGUACGAUUAUAAAACAAAUAUAAGCUGGGCCAAAAUGUUAAUAAUUGGCCUGAAUGAUAUUAUACUUAUUCAAUCACAGUUUAUAAAUUCUUGUACAUUAAAGACAAUGGCAUAAUUGAGAUUUUGUAAAAUUUUCCAACAUUCAGCUCCCUGUUCAAAAUGAUCCUUUAAAGUAUUUAAUUUUGUUAUCUUACUUUCUUAUAAUUUUUGUGAUAUAAUUUUAUAUUUCGUUGUGCUCAAAUCAAGUUAUAAUAAAGAAUAACAUGUUUUA